Ananas comosus (pineapple) is the source of this 2056-nucleotide messenger RNA. Its product is annotated as rhodanese-like/PpiC domain-containing protein 12, chloroplastic. The transcript has 8 exons. The record is from RefSeq and is a predicted model, not a curated record. NCBI's taxonomy places the organism in Eukaryota, Viridiplantae, Streptophyta, Magnoliopsida, Poales, Bromeliaceae. Gene Ontology annotation, molecular function: peptidyl-prolyl cis-trans isomerase activity. Bases 882 to 1850 code for a protein of 322 amino acids.
AAAUGGUAGAAGCAGUAGUUAGCAUGGGAGAGUAGUAAAAAUGUCAACUUUACAAAGUAGAGAAGAGAAGUGCAGCAGGAGGUUGGUGGGGAACGAGCUUGGCGGAGCGAUCCGGCAGGAAGGCGCUCGAGCGGAACUCCGGCGGGAAGGAGCCUCCGAAGGGGCUCAGGCGAGCUCGACUGAGCUAGGGCAUCCUCAAAGCUCGGAGAGAGCGACGGGAGGUCCGACGAAAUCCAUGUAGUUGGGGCGACGGAGAGAGAGCUGGCGGAUGAUGCGGAGAAGGCAGGAACCGACGCCCACUUACCGUUACGCACGGGUCGGGCGAACCAGGAGCUCGGAUCGGGACGAAAUGGCGAACCCAAAACCCGCAGGGUUGCGGGUAGUGCAGAGAAGGGCGGACCCGAGUCCGUUUGCCCGCCUCCCAGGCGAUUUGGACCAAACAAGCCCACCCGAGGCCCUCAAGGCAACCGGAUUGAACCCAUCAGGCCUCAUUCCUAUUUUUGACAAAUUGCUGUUAAGUCCUCUUAGGAUAGUUUAAUUUCAAUUUCAGUACAAGUUGUAUAGGCUAUAUAUAGUUAGCAGGAUGUAAUUCGCAGGGUAUCAAUGAAAAUGAAAUAGUCUAUUUCUCCCCCAAAGGUUCUUCUCCAAACCCUUCUUCUUCUCUAUCUUCUAUCUCUAUCCCAACUUUUUUCCCUAACCCUCACCUCUCAAUCCUCAUCUGCCUAUCUCUCUACCUCUAUUUCUCUUCUCUCUAUCUCAAUCCCAAUUUCUAUCUCUAUUUCCUUACCUCUCUAGCCUCGGUACCGAUUACGUUACCUCAGAUCCGCGACCAGAAGCACCAAGAACAGCAAUAUACAAGCCCGAGCCAUAAGGGAUAUUACAUGCUCGAACCACUUUUAAAGAUCGAAUCGAGAAGCGAAAUUCUUUUAAAAAAAAUCCAACAAAAAUCGAAAGAAAUGUUUCGAGCGACCCAUUUCCCCUCUUUCUCCUCCUCCUCUUUGCGAAUCCCACUCCUCUCCUCUCUCCCCUUCUCCUCCUCCCUUAAACCCUACUUCGUCUCCUCCCUCUCUACGGCCCCACCUCAAAUCCCACGCUCUUCACGCCCCCCAAUUGGAAACAAUUCCACUUCGCGCUUCUUUAGGCGGAGCCCCUCCAUUAUGGCUAAUCCGAGGGUUCGAGGAAGAGCUCUGUUCAGUGGUGGAAGUAGUAGUGGAAGAGAGAAUAAAGAGCUUCUGGUUCAGCAUCUGCUUGUUGGUGAGGAUAAUCUUAAGCUUUUGGUGGAGCUCCAACAACGGAUUUCGGGAGGAGUAGAUUUGAGCGAUUUGGCUGUGGAGUAUUCGAUAUGUCCGUCAAAGGAAAAUGGUGGAAUGCUCGGGUGGAUCCGAAGAGGGCAAACGGUUCCAGAAUUUGAAGAUGCUGCGUUUAAUGCUCCUGUAAACAAAGUUGUGCGUUGCAAGACUAAAUUUGGAUGGCAUUUGCUGCAAGUGCUCUCAGAGAGGGAAGAAUGUAUACUUCAAGAUAUCGAGCCACUGGAGCUUCACUCCAAAAUGCAAUACCCUAGUUUUGUUGAGGAAGCUCAGUUGAUUGAUGUCCGAGAGCCUGAGGAAGUAGCUCAAGCUUCUCUGCCGGGUUUUAAGGUUCUUCCUCUCCGACAGUUUGGAACAUGGGGAUCAGUAAUUAUGGAUGAGUUUGAUCCUGAGAAGGAUACCUAUGUUUUGUGUCACCAUGGUGUGCGCUCGCUACAGGUUGCUAAAUGGUUGCAAACACAGGGAUUCAAGAGAGUUUUCAAUGUAGCAGGGGGAAUUCAUGCGUAUGCAGUAAAAGCCGAUUCUUCCAUCCCUACCUACUGAGAAUUCUCUCGUCGUGCGACCGUAAUCAACUGUAAUUUGUUUGUACCGUUUCCGUCCGCUGUUUAGACUGUUUAGACUGGCUGGUUUUGCGAGGCUAAUAAUUUUCGGUUUUCUGCGGGUUUUCGUUUCUUGUAUACAUGUCAGAUAGAGUGUGUGUACUCUCUCAUUUUAGCCAAAAAAAAAUCUCAAUCUUCCUUUGAAUUUUA